Spirometra erinaceieuropaei is the source of this 563-nucleotide messenger RNA. NCBI's taxonomy places the organism in Eukaryota, Metazoa, Platyhelminthes, Cestoda, Diphyllobothriidea, Diphyllobothriidae. The record is from the annotation of a GenBank genome assembly.
AUGAUCUUUGCUGCUUGCCAGCGACCAGAAAAGCGCCUGGAGAUGCGGAAUCACCUCUACACCGCAUUCUGUGAUCUGACGAAGACCUUCGUCGCGGAGAAUCGUGAAGGACUGUGGAAAAUAAUGCAGAAGCUAGGCUAUCGUGAACGAUUCACGGGCAUGGUAUGUCAGCUCCACGUUGGGAUGAUGGCGUGCGUCACGGACAACGGCACAAUCUCUUAGGCAUUCGUGUGACCAGUGGGAUGAAGCAGGGCUGCGUACAUACGCCCAUCUUCUUUAGCGUCUCGUUUUCUGCCAUGCUGAGAGACGCCUACCGUGACGAGCGCCCCGAGAUCCACAUCGCCUACAGGACCGAUGGGCACCUUCUCAACAACCGGCGAAUGCAGGCCCCGGCACGUCUUUCUACAGCUAUUAUCCGCGACUUGCUCUUCGCCGGUGACUGCGCACUCAACACUACGACCGAAGACAACAUGCAACGGAGCAUGACUCUCUUCGCCUCCGGCUGCGCCCACCUCGGGCUGACUAUCAAUACGGACAAGACGGUGAUCAUCAACAGCCAUUGA